AUGGCCGAGUCGAAGCGCAAGAUCGUGCAGAUGGUGUAUCCGCACCUGACGAACGACGACCACGUGUCGACGUAUUUGGUGCAGCAGGCGGAGAAGUGGCAUGAGUUUGAUAUUAGUUCGAGUUUGUGGGGGUGCUUUCGCAUGACUGUGGCGACGUAUUGUCGGUUUUGGUGCAGUGGUUCAUGGGGUAUAGUGCUUGGGCCAUGUUCGUGGGCAUCCAAGGUAAACCACCUCAACUGCGCCCUCAGUAUACCCACUGACCACCCCCUGGGCCGUACCCGCGGCCUCACCAACGCCCAAAUCCUCGCCUUCAUCCUCGUCGGCUACAUCCUCGGCCUAGCCGGCGCACAAUGCCUCUUCUACGCCUUGCUUCGACUCAAGCCACGCAAAGUCCUAGGGAGAUACCGCAUUGCACAACCACUUCUCGCGACAAGCUUCCUCGUCUCCGAAGCUUUGGUGGUCGCUGGACUGCCAGUGCUGCUGGUUCGAUCCUCGAAGACGCUCAAGACGAUGUGGUUCAGCUUGGCGCAGGCGUAUGUGUUCCUGCAACCGGCGAUUGCGCAUAGCCUGCCCCGCGACAACUUCCUCGGUCGAGCAAUCGCCGGUGAUCUCUCCUACGGCAGCCGCCGCAACAGACGAGGCUUCGUGAUGCUCUGGUUCGCCAUCUCCAUCGCCAGCGUCCUCCUUCAUUUCCACGCCUGGUUCAUGGCCGUGGGCGAGAUCAAAGCUGGAACGUAUCGAUCGCUGUACCAGGCCACGGCAGAGUGGAUCAACGUGUUGACGGGCCGGGAGUCGUGGUCGAAUGUCGCGAUCGAGACGGCUGGAGUGAUCUUCACUGGACUUCGCUUCUGGAAUCACUGGCUGCGGGCGUUGGGUUAUGAUGUCGUGUUGUCGUUUGGCGCUUUGACCGUGUGGUCUGCUGUUAAUCAAACUGACGCGCGGGAGAUGGUGAAAUGCAGCACCAAUCCAUGGCUGGAGGAGGCGCAAGCUGCUGUCGGGCAAGCAGCAAGCCGAAUUGGCGACGCUACGGAGGAAAUGUACGACGAUAUACGUGCCAGCCAGCCUGUUGCCAGAGCAGGAGACGCAUGGGGAACAGUGAAAGAGGAAGCGAGAAGACGUACGGCGUCCGCGAUGCACACCCUCACGGAUGCCAUGGACGACGACGAUGAUGACGAAGAAGAAUACACAGCACCUACCAGAAGGUCACGAAGGGCCAGUGUUGGACGUCCACGCAGCCGCUCGCGGUCAUUGAUGUCACCUGUCAAGCGGAGUGCCUCGCGAAGAAGUUCAAGAGUGCGACAGCCAAGCUUGUCGAGGAGGGUGUCUGGUAUCAUGAGCGAUGGUGUGCAGGCCAUGUCGUCGCCGACCGUUGGGGACGUUGCUGGACGGGCGGAAGCGGCGCUGUUGACUUAUGCUUUGGGGUUGUUUGGCGGUUUGGGGAUGGCCAGCGCUGCCGUGUUUGGAGCAGAGGAGUGA
Molecule: messenger RNA, 1476 nt
Organism: Saxophila tyrrhenica
Lineage: Eukaryota; Fungi; Ascomycota; Dothideomycetes; Mycosphaerellales; Extremaceae
Exons: 4
Coding region: 1-1476 (491 amino acids)
Source: RefSeq, a predicted model, not a curated record